GCAUCAAAUAGGUAUCUAAAACCUUCUGAGACCUCAGUAUCUCCAAAUUAUAAACUUUUCUCCUGAAUUAGGUUUCCUGUGAAAUCUUCGGAACGUCAAUUGGAAAUUAACCAACGUUUGUAAUAAUUGUCCAUGUGGCAUCAAAUGGGUGCCAGAAACCCUCCAAGGCUCCAGUUUCCCAAAGUUCUCAACUUCUCUCUCGAAUUAGUUCUGGUGCCAUACCCCGAUACGAUUCUACGAGAACAAGAAAUGGUUGGCGGUAAAUCUUCGAAACGUCGAUUGCGAAUUAAACAACGUCUCUAAUCACUCACCCAGCCCGGUUUCCCGCCAAACGAUACCCGUAUCCGCGAGAAUAGUCGCGAGACGCGUACGCGCAGCAGCUGGAACGUCGAUUCGUGCAUCAGUGGAAGCGCUGGCGAUGGGUGGGAGUGGAACUGGAGAAAGCAAGAAAACGGUUAAGGUAGCGGAUGGGCGGCCGUUGGUGGUGGAUGCGAUGGAGGAUGGAACGACGCCGACGGACGGGUAGUAGCGUCGGUGGAAGCAGCGCAAAGCAGACGCCGAGUGGCGGCGUCGAAAGGGGGAGGCGGGGGUGAUGGUGGGGGGAGCGAGUGGCAGUACAGCGGCUCGUUUAGCACGCAGGAUCAGCUUGGGGGAGAGCCUCGCUCCGUCGGUUUUACCUCGCGCUGGCUAGUAGCUCUGCCGCAUUCGUACGUGAUACGAAAGACACGCGACACAAUUACUUAUAGGCGGCUAGAAUCGUUCUUAAACCGUCUAUGUGGCACCAGUGCAUCUCGGUGGGCGUUCGAGCGCGAGGCUAAUUGGUGUUGGGAAAUUUGUCCCGGUGACAGAGUGAACGAACCGAGAAUAUAUUCCUCGCUGAGGGAAGAAGGGACGAAGAGCCAGGAAACGAUUAAAGGAGGCUCCGAGUGUGUGUUAUCAUUUUAUUUGAUCGCGUACACCUCGCUGCGAGCUGUCCAAGUCUCGAGGCAAUUCGAGUUCUGGCGUUGGCAGGACGCGUGGAUGGUUUUACGCGGCCCGAACCAUCGAUGAUUUGUGCGUGCACGUAAAGGAUAGACGGGAGGUGUGCGAGGAUUCAAGUGUUACGUAGGAAAGUUUUUUUUUUUUUUUGCUCUCGUGUGUUGUGAAAGAAGAAGGUGGGGGUGUCCUUUUUGGAAACAACUGAGAAAUUUUGCGAGCGAAUUUCGGUUGCUCGGGAACCUCCGAUUGGUCCAACCGCUGAACUUUGCGACGAGUCAGUUCUCUCACUCGUGGCCGUGUGCACGCAUUCGAGUAUCGCGGUCUUCCUGUUCAACGUGUGAUUUUGACGUUCAAAGUGAGACGACGGUGGAAGGGAGCCCGCAGUUUCAACGAAGCCGCGUCGUUAAAGGGCGCCUCGUCACAUCGUAGGAUUCGCUACGUUAAUCAACUGAUUGCAAAAUGGGUUGUUUUGGGAGCAAAGACAAGUUGAGCAAAGAGGAUAUGGAUUUCCUAAAGUCGCACACGAGAUAUGACGAAGCGACUAUAAAGGAAUGGUACAAGGGAUUUAAACAAGACUGCCCGAAUGGCCGAUUAACGCCAGCGAAGUUUGUCGACAUGUACAAAAUGUUCUUCCCGUCUGGCAACGCGGAGGAAUUCUGUGAUCAUGUCUUUCGAACAUUCGACAUGGACAAAAAUGGCUACAUCGAUUUUAAGGAGUUUCUGUUAGCCAUCGACGUAACAUCCAGUGGAACGCCGGAAGAAAAACUGAAAUGGGCCUUCCGCAUGUACGAUGUCGAUGGAAAUGGCGUCAUCGAUAUUCAAGAAAUGACGAAGAUCGUGCAGGCAAUAUACGACAUGCUCGGUGCGUGUUCCAGUAAUAGGCCAGCGGACAGCGCGGAGGAAAGAGCAAAGAACAUCUUCGCAAAGAUGGACGAGAACAAUGACGGUCAGCUGACUCAGGACGAAUUUUUGAAGGGUUGCCUCCAGGACGAGGAGCUCUCAAAGAUGCUGGCUCCCUAAUUCCGGGGCGUCGCUUACUAACGUCGUUCUCACAAUGCCCAAAUGAAGGAGACGUUCCACACCAAAUACUAAGCAACCGAACAACUUCCUCGACAAAAACAAUCUCAGAAACACCGAUAUCUUGAAUACGAACGAUUUUUAGUACGAGAUUACGCCACACGAAUGCGGUCGUUGUUACGGUUUGACGAGAGAAAUCCGUCUGAACGCGCGCAACGGUUCCCCCUCCCGCCUCCCAGACACAAUCGACAAAGAGUGUUGACGAUGAUUAAAAAAAAAAAAAGAAAGAAAGAAAGAAAGAAAGA
Molecule: messenger RNA, 2300 nt
Organism: Hylaeus anthracinus
Lineage: Eukaryota; Metazoa; Arthropoda; Insecta; Hymenoptera; Colletidae
Product: neuronal calcium sensor 2
Exons: 7
Coding region: 1438-1998 (186 amino acids)
Molecular function (GO): calcium ion binding
Source: RefSeq, a predicted model, not a curated record